AUGGAGGGCGGCGCGCCGCGGGCGCCGGGGCUCCGGGCCUACGUGGCCCUGUCGCAGCUGCUGGGCCUGGCGGCGCUGGCGGCCACGGGCGCCUGGCUGGGCCGCUACCGGGGCGGCGUGGCCUGGGCCGGCGCGCUGCGCCUCAACGCGCACCCGCUCUGCAUGGUGCUGGGCGCCGUCUUCCUCCAGGGCGACGCCCUCCUGGUCUACCGCGUCUUCCGGACGGAGGCCAAGCGCUCGGCCAAGCUGCUCCACGCGCUGCUCCACGGCUCCGCGCUGCUCGUGGCCGUCGUGGGCCUCGCCGCCGUCGUGGAGGCGCACGGGGAGCAGGGCAUCGCCCACGCCUACAGCCUGCACGGCUGGUGCGGCGCCGCCGCCCUGGCGCUCUACGCGCUGCAGUGGCUCCUGGGCUUCGGGUUCUUCCUCUUCCCCGGCGCGGCCGCGGCGCUGCGCGGCCGCUACAAGCCCCUGCACGUCUUCGGCGGCGUCGCCCUGCUCGGGCUCUCCGUGGCCACCUGCCUGCUGGGCAUCACCGAAAUGCUGCUCUUCAACAUCAGGGACUCCUACAGCCAGUUCGUGCCUGAGGGUGUCCUGGCCAACACCCUGGGGCUGCUGCUGGUCACCUUCGGGCUGGUGGUGGGCUACAUCGUGACGCGCGAGGACUGGAAGCGCCCGCCGCUGCCCGAGGAGCUGGCCCUCUCCAUGGACUUCAAGACCCUCACGGAGGGCGAGAGCCCCGGCGGCAGCCAGUGACGCCUCCAGCCCCCCUCCGGCCCCUGGGUGCCUUGUCCCUGCCGGAUCCUACCCAGGAAACCCGGCUCCGGUGCCUUUGCACGGGGCUCUGCCGGGCGCGGGGGGCAGCCGCGAAAGGAAACGCUUGUUGGCGUAACGCUGGCCGCAGGGCGCAGCGUCAUGUGGCCUCGUUCCUGCCGUGCUCUGCCUCCUCGCAGCCCAGCUUUGCAGCCGCCAGCGAACCCUCCCGGCCCGUGGGACGAGCCUCUCCCCGGGGUAAAUGCCGGGGCUGGACCCUGCCCUGCCACAGGCAUCGCUCCGUAGCAGCCUGCCCUUACCCGGCAGCCCCGGUCCUACCUCCCAGCCCCGGUGCGCCGUGGAUGCUUGUGGGCAUCCUGUUUGCAAAGAGAGUCGGAUCCAUCAGUGGCCUUUUCCUGGAAAAACUCCUUCUGCUCUCAGGCUGACUCAGGUUGAGUCACCUGCCCUGCCGGGACAGCGGCUCCCGGCAGCCUUCCCUGCUCCCCGCUCGCCAGGCAGCGCGUUCAUCUUACGCUUCCUGAACCGGUGUCGAAUGACUGCCCUGCUGACGGAAAUCAUAGGCCAGGCUGUCCCCAAGGGGUUUUUCCCUGCUGUUAAGUCCCUGCAAUCCAGAAGCAGCCGCGCUCUGAGCUGAAUCUGCAGAGAGCCCCGGCCCCUGCAGCAAACGUGCCUCUGAAAAAGAAAAAUACAGCAACUGCCACGGUCCAUUUGCAUUUCUCCGUGCCAAAGAGCAGAUCUGAUGUUUACAAUUGCCAAGGUUUUCUGUUCGUUGUUUUUAACCCACCUCGUUCUAGCAGCCGGGUGUCAGGGCUGCUGCCCCCCCCCCGCGCCCCCAAAGGCUUCCCUGGGCGGCUCAAAGCAACGCAAACGGGCUGUGCGAUGUUAACGCCUUACUGCUCGCAAGGUUUUCCCCUCCCGUGCCGCGUAUUGUCUGCUUAGUGGGUG
Rhea pennata is the source of this 1716-nucleotide messenger RNA. Its product is annotated as transmembrane ascorbate-dependent reductase CYB561. The transcript has 5 exons. Bases 1 to 753 code for a protein of 250 amino acids. NCBI's taxonomy places the organism in Eukaryota, Metazoa, Chordata, Aves, Rheiformes, Rheidae. The record is from RefSeq and is a predicted model, not a curated record. Gene Ontology annotation, molecular function: oxidoreductase activity. Gene Ontology annotation, cellular component: lysosomal membrane.